UCUAAGCUCGUCUCCACUAGCAGCGGCAAUGACGCGACAGACAGUGAAGCCAAGCGCAUCAGGGGAAUGAAACCUAGAGAUGAAAAUGGUGAAUCAAAAACUGAGGCAGAGGCAAGUUCUGGAUUAUGUAACAAGAAUACUGACCAAAAUACCCAGCCAUCAGAAGCACCUAAGCAAGAUUACAUCCAUGUCAGAGCAAGAAGGGGUCAAGCAACUGACAGUCAUAGCCUCGCUGAGAGAGCUAGGAGAGAAAAGAUAAGUGAGCGGAUGAAGAUUCUUCAAGACCUGGUUCCUGGAUGCAACAAGGUUAUUGGAAAAGCAUCAGUUCUUGAUGAGAUUAUCAAUUACAUCCAAGCGCUGCAGCGUCAAGUUGAGUUUCUCUCAAUGAAGCUUGAAGCUGUCAAUUCCCGGAUGAAUUCUGGAAUUGAAGGCUUUCCGUCCAAAGAUUUUGGAACACAGGCAUAUGAGACUCCUAGCCUGGCAUUCAGCUCGCAGGCCCCAAGGGAAUACGGCCAAGGAUCAGCAACAGAAUGGCUACACAUGCAAGUUGGCGGUGCUUUUGAGAGAGUCACAUAAAUGUGAUGAAAAACCAAUCAUCCCUUCCUCAUUCAGUAAUAAGGAGCGUGUACCAGGCUGAAUCUACUCCACGGUUGUAGGUUAUUUUUCUUCAUGUCACCUCCCAGAGUCUGAAGAAGUAUGUUUUGAAUGGGAUACUAUCUCCAUCUUGGAGCUGUUCUGUCUAUAUAAUCAUGCAUAUAUAUACUUAUACAUUGAAAAAUUUGGGCAGUUUCCUUAUUCUAGCAUUAUUGGAGAUCAAUGUACUCUCUUCAAGUCUUCCUUUGGUAUUUCUUGUGGUUAAAGGACAUGAAAGACUGAAAACUGUAUUAAUGUAGUAUUGUUGAAGUGAACUCAGAAAUUAAUUAAUGUUUGCUUCAGAGUUAA
Messenger RNA from Asparagus officinalis (garden asparagus), 942 nucleotides. Its product is annotated as transcription factor bHLH79. Gene Ontology annotation, cellular component: nucleus. NCBI's taxonomy places the organism in Eukaryota, Viridiplantae, Streptophyta, Magnoliopsida, Asparagales, Asparagaceae. The coding region runs from base 67 to 576 and encodes 169 amino acids. The transcript has 6 exons. Gene Ontology annotation, molecular function: DNA-binding transcription factor activity; protein dimerization activity. Gene Ontology annotation, biological process: regulation of DNA-templated transcription. The record is from RefSeq and is a predicted model, not a curated record.